Molecule: messenger RNA, 1799 nt
Organism: Vanessa tameamea
Lineage: Eukaryota; Metazoa; Arthropoda; Insecta; Lepidoptera; Nymphalidae
Exons: 8
Coding region: 90-1559 (489 amino acids)
Source: RefSeq, a predicted model, not a curated record
AUUCUUGUUUAUUUUUUUUUUAAUUAACUGUGUUUGUGAAGAUUUGUUGUGAACUGGGUGUUAGUGACUUUCGCCGUAACACAUACAGGAUGACUAACACGCGUAAUAUAAAGUUCUGGUUCUGCAUGGUGUGCUUGGCUACCUCGAUGGCAGCACCGGCUCCAAUAAAGCUGGACAUCAUUGAUAUGGCUGCUAUCAGUCGAAUGACACCACAACAGCUGGAACUUCUUGCAGAGGGAUUAGCAGCAGAAGAAAUAAUGAGAACCAAACGAUCUUCAGCUCAAGCAAUAACAUCAGCAGUGAUUUCCAAAGCUUCGUCAGGAUUACAGAGUAAAGUUGGUCUCCUUGGCCAGGCAUCCGCUGGUGCAGCUUCAUUCUUAUCUUCAGCUUCGGGAAAAUCUGGACACACUGAACAGGGAUACUCGUAUGAACCGCAAGGAGAAAAAGUUGACUACUGGGGUUUGAAGAAAUCCAUCUUUUACACCUUGUUCCAAGCUGUUAAAGCCAUUACUGGUGGAGUAACUAUCCUGAAGGGUCAGCUCAUCAAAGGAGGUGGUGCACUGGCAUCGACCCUUGGAAAAGUGAUAUCAUCCAAGGGAGACGUCGUUAGCAACUUCGGCAAGAAGAUAGUUAGCUCCGCUGUUUUGAGUGAGAAGAAGCCAGGAUCAACAGCUGUAUACGGACCUCCUCCUACUGCACAUCUGGAGUACGGACCCCCAAGUUCUUACGGUGCGACUGCGCCUGCACAGUACUCGCACACAGCGCCAGCCGCGCCUACAGGAUUUGCUGCUCACAAGUACCCAGCCCAUUUAGAUGGACGGGGUAAAUUGAGCGGAGUUCAUGCCGGUGUGGUUAUCCUAACGCCACUGGGAGACACAAUACCCAGCGGAAGUCAAAAUUCAGCUGGCUAUACACCUCUCGAACCUCCACCAUCGGUACUAAACACAGUGUACUCUGCAAUCAAAAACGUUUUCUCAACCAACACCCCAUCAAAACAAGACUCCACGAUCGUAGACCAAGUACCGCCACCGCCACAACCCGUUCCGCCUUUCAGACCAAUGGGUUGGGGAGCGGUGAACUCUUACGGAGAACCAGCCAUGGUUGAUAGUUACACGGAUUAUGAUCCUAAUUAUCAAUAUCCUCCUUAUGACUACGCUUCUUCCAAACUCUCCGUCGCUCCAUCCGCCCACAAGCAUGUACAUUCGCAAGGCCUGACCCCAUCGAAAAUCAAAAAGAUUAAUGCAAAUUUAGAUAAGUUGAACGCGUACAUGAAUGAUAACCAAAGGUCUUCAGACGAACAGCCAAGAUUAAAUAAGGAUUAUGCAGAAAUGUUGAAGAAAGGUCUCAUACCGCUUCUACCAACACAAGUUGUCAGUGAUAACGAGAUAGGUGUACUACCAGCUGAAUUCCUGCCUGAUCCGAUGACGUUUACGACGACCACGACAACAACAACCACCCCACCGACGACAACUAGAAAUAGUUCAACUGGAACGGAAAGUACUAGACGGAAGAAAGACACCAAAUUUAUUCUUCGAGGAAACAGGAUUGUUCAAGUGUGACAAUUGACUAUUGACUGACAGAGAAUCUCCUCUAUACGGUUCCGUGCUCGACACUGAAAAUUUACAGUACCACCAUUUGUAAAAAAGCCAACAUCAAGUCGAGAUAUUUAUUUUCUUCGACGUCAAGGUCAAUUUUCAAUCGCAUGUAACAAUCUGUUUUUCUUGCUUUUUUGGUCAGCUAAGCUAUUCUGUACAAAUUAAACACUUGGUGCUCGAUCCGUAAAAUAUUGAAAUCCGGUU